Brassica oleracea var. oleracea is the source of this 738-nucleotide messenger RNA. RefSeq lists its product as uncharacterized. The record is from RefSeq and is a predicted model, not a curated record. The transcript has a single exon. NCBI's taxonomy places the organism in Eukaryota, Viridiplantae, Streptophyta, Magnoliopsida, Brassicales, Brassicaceae. Bases 34 to 636 code for a protein of 200 amino acids.
AUAAAAUAAAAACAAACAAACAAAAAAAAUCCAAUGAACAACAACUCAUCUAGAGCAGGCCAGUGGUUACAACACUACGAACCACACCAAGUUCAAGAGAUCACUCCGUGCUUCAAUACCAUUAGUAUGAUGUCACCAUCAGCAGCGCAUGAAACAGCCAGAAGGAGAUCUAGGGCUCCGAGGAGAGCCAUACCAACUACUCUCCUAAAUGCAAACCCAAGCAAUUUUCGAGCUCUAGUUCAGAAAUUCACUGGACGCUCUGCGGGUGGUGAAUCCAACCGUGGAAAAGGUCCGGUCACUCUGGAUUUUAGGUCUCCAACUACACUCUCUAAAGAAGGUAUCUUUCCGGUCUCCGGAGACCGGAAUAAUUAUGAUGAAGAUCAUCAUCAUGCGCUUAACCGGCAUGUGAGUAGGGAGCAGCGUCACGUGACUUGGUCAGGUGAGGAAGCAACGACGUUGUACCAGUUGGGUGAAGAAAGUAGCUCGAUGUUUGAUCAAGAUCAUGAUCUUUUCGGGGAGUAUUCCGGGACUAGCAGUUAUGAUGAGGGUUUAGAUCAUAUGGAUUAUUGUUAUCAUGAUUUUUACCUACAGACGGCAACGUUGGAGGAGUUUAUGAUGAGAGACCUUGAUUUAUAAUAUAGCUUGAUUUUAAUCAUCUGAUUAUCAUAAAGCUGAUGUUAAUCAUGAUCAUGAUGAUGUUACUUUGGGGAAUAAGUAUUCGGGGAUACUGCUUUACAA